Cuscuta epithymum is the source of this 1278-nucleotide messenger RNA. The record is from the annotation of a GenBank genome assembly. Lineage: Eukaryota; Viridiplantae; Streptophyta; Magnoliopsida; Solanales; Convolvulaceae.
ACUUAUUUAAUUUUAAACUUUGCAACAUAGUCAAAAAAUAUGGCAGCUUGGUCGCCAUGGAUAGCCAUAAUCGUCUUCACAGCAACGCUUUACACAUCCUUUACAGGAGUGAAGUCGUCCAUUAAUGGCGAUCAGAUUAGCAGCUUGCCGGGGCAACCAGCUAAUGUGACUUUCCGGCAGUACUCCGGCUACGUCGAGGUCCGCUCGCAACGGGCUCUUUUCUACUACUUUGUUGAGGCCGAAACUCAGCCAGAUUCUAAGCCACUUGUUCUCUGGUUAAAUGGAGGUCCUGGAUGCUCAUCUGUUGGAUAUGGAGCUUUCAUGGAGAAUGGCCCUUUCCGACCUCGUGGGAGAGUCUUAAUAAAAAAUCCCCAAAGCUGGAAUAAAGAGGCAAACAUGUUGUAUCUGGAAUCCCCCGCUGGAGUGGGGUUCUCUUAUUCUCUCAAUCAAUCCUACUAUGCUUACGUGAAUGAUGAUAUGACAGGUUUUGUAGCGGUUUGAAUGUAGUUUCUGAAUAUGUAAUUUUUUUUCUAAAAAUAAUUUGAGUGCAGACAGGGAUCUGUUUGCUUUAUCGCAGGUCAAACAUCGUAAACCGAAAAGUAUCUUAUAAUUCGGGACGGGUGGAGUAUUUCAAUUUGUACUAUAUUAUGGCGACGUUGUACUUAAUUAGUUUGAGAAUGUUAUAACUACUACAUACUUUGCUAGCUUCUUUUACAAAACAAAAAUAAGAACCGAGAACUCGGACCGAACUGACCCGUUUCAAAUGGGACGGGUGAGGUCCGGUUCCUAUUUCAAAACUUGGAAUACCCGGACCGAACCUACCUGUUAAAUGGAACCGGCGGUUCUUGAAAAUUUAUCAAUUACCUGGACUGACCUGGACUGUGCCCACCCCUACUACUAACUUUUAAGUGAUUAAAGUUAUGUGGAAUUACAUAGCAUCAUCUUACAUCGUAGCAUCGCACCAUUAACUUCGUCCCUGCACCAGUUCAUCUCAAUUGCACAAUCCAUUCUCAUCUUCCACUUUCGCCGCCGCGGCUCAUCUUCUACAACAUGCAAUUCGAAAUAAAAAGACAAACAAAAUAAAAUGGAAUUAAACACAAUUCACUCAUCUUCUUCCAAACCCUAGACUCUCUUACACUCCCUGACGGUGGCUCGGGAGCGAGACGAGUCCGCCGUUCAUCCGCCUCAAUAGUCAUGCUUUUGUAUUGAUUGACGAUAUCCUCCAUUGAUAUUCCUUGUUGUUGAAUUGAACCCAAGCUCCGCCACAACUUAUCCGCC